AUGUCGACCCUUCAUUUGCCUCUGGCCGGCGAGAUCAAGGCCACGGUGGACGGCGCGCCCACUUCGGGCCCGAAAGCGAGGGGGGCCCGGCGGACACUGAGGCAAUUCUCGCAGAGGUGCCCGCAGGUCGAUGCCAGCGAUGAGAACAACUUGCGCCUCGUGGUUGCGAUGAAAAGUCUGGGGGUGACUAACGUGAACCUGUCCACUUUCAAGGACUGGGCGAAAAAGGUGACUGGGUUCGUCACUGACGAACAGAUGGUGUACUUGCAGCCAAAAGCAGAUCUGACACCCACGCCUGCUCAGAGGAAGUGGCUCGUGCCGGAGUGGAAAGUGAAGGAGGCGGUGGACACUGAGACGUACUGGGCGUUCGAGGACGCCGGGCGACCUUUUGGGCAGCCUGCCCAUCCGGAGGCGCAUCGGCGUCACGGGGACCCGAGACAUGGGGGAGCAGGCGGGGCUGCUGGCGCUCGGGGGGGGCGCGGCCACGGCCUCCGGGAGCCGUUCCAGCGGAGCCGCAGCGCCGACCGUGGAGCCAGCCGAGCAGGAGGAGACGAG
Messenger RNA from Prorocentrum cordatum, 555 nucleotides. The record is from the annotation of a GenBank genome assembly. NCBI's taxonomy places the organism in Eukaryota, Dinophyceae, Prorocentrales, Prorocentraceae.